GCAUAAAAGACGUUUUCUGUUAUGGACUAGACGGCGGCAUGCAUUGGUCAAGGAAGUGUACCGGCUGAAAAAAUAUUAUUUACGGAGAAAAUAUAUCAACUUUUGAGGCCUUCGCCAAGGCCGCAAGAUGGCUUCUCAAAGCGAGAGGUUCAGCCUUGAUUUUGAAUACGACGAGGGUCCAACGAUUGAAUGGGACCUCUAUGAAAAUGACGCGGAAGAAAUUAUGAUCAUCACGUCUGAAGAUACCACUGCACAGACAGAACUCACUGAGAUCCCAGAAAGCGACCAUACUUCAUAUGGGUUCGCGCUAGAUGUCUGCAGGGCACUGGUCGUCGUAUAUUGCUUAGUAUACUUUACUGUAGUGGGUUUUAUAACAUGGAAAUCGUACCAAUUGGAACCAGAGGCGGAUUUUUCGUCGGACAAAGAAAAUAAAAGGAAAAUAUAAAUUGA
Styela clava is the source of this 450-nucleotide messenger RNA. The record is from RefSeq and is a predicted model, not a curated record. Lineage: Eukaryota; Metazoa; Chordata; Ascidiacea; Stolidobranchia; Styelidae.